GAACACCCCACAUAACAGAAACAACCAGGCAAACACAAAUCACUGUAUACAGAGGAAUAUAUAAAUCGCACUACUUUUAGAUUGUCGACCUACUCGUUACUCAUUUGAUGCAGCAAGCAUAAAACGAAUUCUCAUAGUAAAUAACAAAAGCAAAAACAYCGCARCUUCAGAAAGAAUGAAAGCCACACCGAAACGACUUCCAAUGCGAUUAUGGAUUAAGAAAAAGCUUGAUGAGGGUGCUUAUCCCGAAAUGAAAUGGCUGGACAAAGAAGAAGGGAAAUUUCAAGUCUCAUGGAAGCAYGGCUCAAGACAAGACUGGCACUACACUGAUGUACGAGUCUUCCGUGAYUGGGCCUUAUACACYGGAAAGUUAAACCCAGAUACAAAUCCUUUCGAUGCAAAUACAAUAAGAAGGUGGAAGACRAAUUUCAGRUGUGCAUUAAACUCACUACCCGAGAUCGAACAGGUACGCAACGAAAGCGACGGGAAAGGGAAAAACGCAAGGAAGGUUUACAUCUUCAGACGACAGGCAGCUACAAAAUCAAAAUCAAGGAAACUCAAAGAACACCGAAAGCAGUUAGUAGCAGCGAAAAGAACAGAACUGGAGCCAGAUGACCGACAAAUUAUAGAGAUUGUUGAUGAAAUGUGCUGGUCUCCGUUAUUAAUCCAGCAAUCGCCAAAAGCCGACGCCGAAUUGACACAAGUCAGAGAUCUCUUGGAAAAAGAUCAGACCCCGUAUCAGCCUGUAUGGAUGACAUGGCCGCCGUAUCCUAUUGGAGCCUGCUAAGCAUGUCGGGUGGGAUCGGUUCAGCAAGUCUUGCCUGACCGGAGUAAGGCGAUAUCUAUUAUAAGUCCUCACAAGCAAGUUGGUAUUAUCCAAGCAAGAUAGGAUUCGAAGAGUAUCGGAUAGAUGGUUUAGGGAUUAAAGAAAAACUUACAAUUAUAACAUAAUGAAAGCUUUUGCAUAUCAACGCUCUAAAUGAAGUGGAAUGUAAAAAAAAACUUCAAGUGAUGAUACAUAAUAUAAAAUUAAGGCUUUUUGUUAUUUUAUACAUGCAAAAGGAGUCCACUAACAUGCAAACUACAUUUACUGUUGAUCAGCUUUAAAAUAUCUUCAGCUUUGAAAUUAGGUUUACUGUGGUGGUAGUGAGUUCAAUAACUUUAGCAGCAGGAACAGGAAAUAAGCUUAGGUAGUAAGUGGUAAUACAUUGUAAUUUAUCUAUUGACACCAGCAUCAUAAUGCCUUUAAUAACUAAUUGUAUAUAUGUUAAUAAAUUUCAUAAAUAUA
Exaiptasia diaphana is the source of this 1288-nucleotide messenger RNA. RefSeq names its product interferon regulatory factor 2. The record is from RefSeq and is a predicted model, not a curated record. Gene Ontology annotation, cellular component: nucleus. The coding region runs from base 176 to 787 and encodes 203 amino acids. Gene Ontology annotation, biological process: regulation of transcription by RNA polymerase II. NCBI's taxonomy places the organism in Eukaryota, Metazoa, Cnidaria, Anthozoa, Actiniaria, Aiptasiidae. Gene Ontology annotation, molecular function: DNA-binding transcription factor activity, RNA polymerase II-specific; RNA polymerase II cis-regulatory region sequence-specific DNA binding. The transcript has 5 exons.